This is a messenger RNA of Trichophyton rubrum CBS 118892, 3175 nucleotides long. RefSeq lists its product as uncharacterized. Lineage: Eukaryota; Fungi; Ascomycota; Eurotiomycetes; Onygenales; Arthrodermataceae. The coding region runs from base 430 to 1332 and encodes 300 amino acids. Gene Ontology annotation, cellular component: eukaryotic translation initiation factor 4F complex; cytoplasm. Gene Ontology annotation, biological process: translational initiation. The record is from RefSeq and is a predicted model, not a curated record. Gene Ontology annotation, molecular function: RNA 7-methylguanosine cap binding; translation initiation factor activity. The transcript has 2 exons.
CAAGGAACGCCGCGUGGAAAAUGGAAUAAAAUAAGCGCUAGGCACGUGAUAUUCUAACUACAUUAGGACUAGAUUUGAAAGUAAACGCGCGUGUAAAAUUGAAAUGCGGCAAAAGCUUGAUUCGUUCAACUUUCUCCGCCAUCUUUUUCUCUCUCUUGUAUCAGGCAAACUCCUAGCUCAAGCACAUUAUUCAUUUCUACGAUUCACGCCCGCCCCAGCUGCUCGCCCUAUCACCUACUCUACCCUCUGCUAAUCUUUACGCUUCUUAUCCUGGUCGCCGCCCGCACAUCCUCUUGACACACUCCUCGCUUCACAAUUCUCGCGCAACAACGAGCCUAGGAAAUUUUUUUACCCUUCCAUCGACUUCUGCGCGGCCACUCCUGCUCGCCCUGCAUACUCAAACUAUCAUAUCCUUGACUAAGUAAGCCAAUGGAGAACGCUAAUUUAUGGACUCGAAGAUCUAACUCUGCAAAACUCUCCCUAUCGACCUCCAGCUCUGAUAGUAAAGACGGUGCCGGAAAGUUGGAUUCAUCUCGUGGUCGCUCCGCAGGCCGCUUCGACGGCUCGCACCCUCGCUCAAACCCAUUCAACGCCAUAUCGCCUCUCUCUUCUACAGUCUCCUCCCCCUCCGUGGCCGCAUCAUCUGCCUUUGGGCUGGGCUCAGGCGCCUUCGCUUCAUUCGGAUCGACGGCGAAGUCGUCUAAGACCGCCAACUCCCCUGACGCUAUCGCUGGUAAACAACAAGGCGAUAAGCGAGAUUUACAAGCCGACCAGGAAGGCGGGGCUUGGAAACCAGUCAAGUCAAAGGCAUCUUCGUCUUCUCUUGACAAGUCCGCGUCUUCGGCCAAUAAGGAUAACGGAGUAAGGGAGCUUCCGCUUAAGUCUACGUGGAUUGUCUGGUACCGUCCUCCGACACCCAAGUACUCUGAUUAUGAGAAGUCCACUAUCCCUCUCGCCUCUAUAUCUUCCGUCGAGAGCUUUUGGACCGUUUAUUCACACCUCAAACGACCUUCCUUGCUACCGACUGUGUCGGACUACCAUAUAUUCAAGAAAAACAUUCGUCCUGUAUGGGAGGAUGAGGCCAAUAAAAGGGGCGGCAAGUGGAUCAUCAGGUUGAAGAAGGGAGUUGCGGAUCGAUAUUGGGAAGAUCUACUCCUGGCAAUGAUCGGGGACCAGUUCGCCGAGGCAAGCGAUGAGGUCUGCGGUGCGGUCCUCAGUGUCAGGAGUGGGGAGGAUGUUUUGAGUAUAUGGACAAAGAUCGAUGGUGGCCGCAACAUCAAGAUCAGGUAUGCUACAUUUAAUUCCGCCCCUUGUUUUGGCCGUAGAAGAUGAUGGCUCACAUCGAUGCACAGGGAAACCAUUAAGCGGCUUCUUGCCUUCCCCCCAGAUACAAACAUCAUCUGGAAGAGCCAUGAUGACAGCAUUGCACAGAGAUCAGCUAUAGACCAAGCGCGCCUGGAUAAAUCCAGCGGCAAUUCCGGUCACCACCACCAUCACCACCAUCACAACCAAGGAGCUGACCGCCGCCGCAUCACCAACCAGGAAGAUUCCACUACCGAAAGGGGUAAGAAUACCACGAACUCUUAAGCAGGAACUCUUUUUAGUUGCUCCAGCAGGCCCGAUGUACACUACUUUUGUUUAAGUGCUAAAUUCUAUUCACCGGCAUACCCCCUAUAUGUCUAGCCUAUUAUUAUCCUUCCUCUUACCUUCUCCUCGUUCUUUGACUUGUUCUUUGACCUGUUCUUACUUUUCUUCCGCCUAUGUUUCUUCUCUUGUUUUAUCAUGAUUGAUUUAAUGCCUAUUUCGAAAACCACAUCGAGAUAUGGCAAAUGCUUUCUUCUGGGUUCCUGGGUUCAAUCAUUUCAGCAUCAUGGGUGUACUGUUUUUUUGCAGAAAUGGUCAAAGCCAACUGGUUUUACGGCUUACCUCCAGCCUUUCCUCGUAGUCACUAUAAUUAUAUGCACCUGUAGCAACAUACACACUGGCAGCCCUUCUGCAGGCCUUUAUCUCCAGCUUUCAUUCAUAUCUUCAUCUUUGUUCAGGCAGAAGAGGCCAGCAAACCAUGCGCUUAUUGGUGGCGGAUGUUUGGUCUAUCAAACCCUAAAAACUGUUGCGCCUCUGGUCAGUUAUCGAUAACUCAGUUCCAGCACCUCACAAACAACCUCUUUUUAUAUUCACUCCCUUCUACUACCACAUUCAUUGUCCAGAUAUUCCAUCUGCCUAUACUUUGAGUGGUUUCCACUGUUCAUUCACAGGAAUAAUGGUAGUCGAAACUUAUCGGCCUUGAAUAAUAACUAAUCGUGAAAGGCUGGGUGAUGGUUCCUGGAGCUUCGCUACACAGUCACUGCACCUCAGCUCAUGAUAAAAAGCGCACACUUAUGCCUCGAGAGAGGGCAAUCAUCGUCAUAAGAGAGGGUCAAGAACCGUGUUGAACCCGUGUGACACCGUACUAUAGGAAGGGUUAGUUUUAUUCCUCCGGUCCCCUUCGCAUAGCCCGCUCAUUUGCUACUCGAGACUCUUUUCUUUUCUAAUACAUGAACUAACCAUUUACUACCUGCUAUCAGGAUGCCAGAAGUCCUGUCGAAUCUUACUUCCAUAUUUGGACACAAGAAGAAAGCUGUUGGGUAAACAAAGCUGGUUACCAACCUUUUGAGUGGUUGGAAGUGGAAGCUGAUAGAUGGGGGUUUCCGGUCGCAAGCUGAGCAAGGAUGAAAGAAAAAGCUAUAGGGAUGAGCAGCGCCUGCUACAAGGUAGCCAGUACGUUUUAUGCUUCCAUUUUGUUUAUUCAGAGAAUGUGAUUAUAAUGAUUUGCUAACUCCUCAUUCCAGACUGACAAGGGACCGUCGUGCAAUUCCUAUCCAACCAGGCUCGAUCGCGAAGAAACACGAGACGUUUAAACCCACAAAUACCAUCGGAGUCAGACCAGGGACACGGGUAAAUCAGUCUUCGUCGGUGCCGAGUCUUCCUUUCUCCAGACCCAAACCUUGGGAACUGGAUAGUUCUACGGUGAUACCAGAUUCAGAUGAAGAGUUUCCUCCACCAAGAAAGCGAUUGAAACGAGAAGUCCCCGAAAUAAUUGACCUCGAGGAGAAUGAACAGUCGUUGGCCGUUCCAGAAACUUCUUAUACCAAAAUUAUGGUUGAAAGGUCUCCUUCGCGAAGCCCAGUCCAAGCAC